Messenger RNA from Ceratotherium simum simum (southern white rhinoceros), 4572 nucleotides. RefSeq names its product SH3 domain and tetratricopeptide repeats 2 (gene SH3TC2). Gene Ontology annotation, biological process: regulation of ERBB signaling pathway; regulation of intracellular protein transport. The record is from RefSeq and is a predicted model, not a curated record. Gene Ontology annotation, molecular function: protein binding. Lineage: Eukaryota; Metazoa; Chordata; Mammalia; Perissodactyla; Rhinocerotidae.
GAUAUCAAAGGCUGCAUUGUGCAUUGAGCAGGGGCCUUGGUCCCUUGUGUGUCCGGGAGGAGCUGGGAGGAGGGACACAGUUGGAAGGCUGUACCCUCCCAGCGCUCUUCUGGCUGAUAUUCCCAGGGGUCUCGGCCUGAGGAGGAUGGUGCACACAUGGGUGGCUGCUUCUGCAUCCCCGGGGAGCUUAGUCUGCCCUGGAGCCCAGGUAAAGAAACUCCUUCUAAGGAUCCAACCACAUCGAGUGAGUUUAUAUCUUCAUCUGAAGACAAGGAAAAAUGUUUCCUGCCACAGAACAUGACUCCAGAUCUGACGCUCUCCUUCAGUGUGAAGAGCCGCUCCAGGAGGUGUGUAAACGGCCCCUUACAGGAAGCGGCCAGGAGGCGACUUUGGGCGCUGGAGAAUGAGGACCAGGAGGUGCGUGCACUGUUUAAGGACCUCUCAGCAAGGCUGGUGGGUAUCCAGUCUCAGAAGGCCCAGUUCCUCAUCACUUUCAAGACCAUGGAGGAAAUCUGGAAGUUCUCCACCUACCUGAACUUAGGCUACGUAUCUGCAUGUUUGGAGCAUCUCCUCUUUGACCACAAGUAUUGGCUCAACUGCAGAUUGGUGGAGGAUACAGAGAUCCAGGUGUCAGCAGAUGAUAAACACCUGGAAUCAAUAUACCUGGGACUCCUGAUACAGGAAGGCCACUUCUUCUGCAGAGCCAUGUGCUCUGUGGCUCAGCCAGCUGAGAAGGAAGGGGAGUAUUUGACACUUUGCAAGAAUGAGUUAAUCUCAGUGAAGAUAGCUGAAGGCGGAUCCGAGUGGGACGGCGUGUCCUUGGUGACGGGUCAGCGGGGCCUGGUGCCCGUGUCAGCCCUGGAACCCCUGCCACUCCCUUUCCACCAAUGGUUCCUAAAGAAUUACCCAGGAAGCUGUGGCCUUUCCAGGAAGAGGGAAUGGACAGGCUCCUAUCAGAUCGGCAGAGGAAAAUGUAAGGCCUGGAAGGAAUAUGAGAGGGAAGAAAAGGAUGAGCUGAAUUUCCACCAGGGAGAAAGCAUCGAGAUCAUCGGCUUUGUCAUACCUGGGCUUCAGUGGUUCAUUGGGAAGUCAAUGCGCUCAGGAGAAGUGGGCUUUGUCCCCACCAGGAACAUAGAUCCUGAUUCCUAUUCCCCAAUGAGCAAGAACUCCACUUUUUUCAGUGACGAGGAAAGAUGCUCUCUGUGGGUCCUGGGAAGUGACAGGAAAGCUGAGUGUGCCAGCUUCCUCCACACGCUUGCUCACACUGACAUAACGUCUGUCUACCGGCUUAGUGGGUUUGAAUCCAUCCAGAAUCUUCCAAAUGAUCUGAGCGCGUCCCAGCCCGAAGGCUUCAAGGAGGCCCAGCCUGGUGGAGCCUGGGAGGAGCACCAGGCUGUGGGCUCCAGACAGUCCAGCAGCUCCGAGGACUCCAGCCUGGAGGAGGAGCUCCUUUCAGCCGCCUCAGACAGCUAUCACCUGCUGGAGCCCGAUGACCUCGAUGACCCGGAGCUUCUCAUGGACCUAAACACUGGUCAAGAGGAGGAGGAGUCCGAGAACUUUGCCCCUAUAUUGGCUUUUCUGGAUCACAAGGGUUACGCUGACCAUUUUAAGAGCCUCUAUGAUUUCUCCUUCUCUUUCCUCACGUCUUCCUUUUAUAGCUUCUCUGAGGAGGAUGAGCUUGUGGCCUACCUGGAGGCCUCGAGGAAGUGGGCCAAGCGGAGCCACAUGACCUGGGCCCAUGCCCGGCUCUGCUUCCUCCUGGGCCGGCUGAGCGUCAGGAAGGUCAAGCUCUCUCAGGCCAGGGUGUACUUUGAGGAGGCCAUCCACAUUCUCAAUGGGGCAUUUGAGGACCUAUCCUUGGUGGCUGCUCUGUACAUCAAUUUGGCUGCCAUCUACCUGAGGCAGAGGCUGAGGCAUAAAGGCUCGACCCUGCUGGAAAAGGCAGGUGCCCUGUUGGCUUGCCUGCCUGACCGUGAGUCUAGUGCCAAGAAUGAGCUUGACGUGGUGGCCUAUGUGCUGCGCCAGGGCAUUGUGGUGGGCAGCUGCCCCCUGGAGGCCAGGGCCUGCUUCCUGGCCAUUCGACUGCUCCUCAGCCUUGGCCAGCACGAGGAGGUCCUGCCCUUCGCCGAGCGCCUGCAGCUUCUCUCUGGACACCCUCCUGCCUCAGAUGCUGUGGACACCAUCUUGAGUUUUCUGUAUGAUAAGAAAUAUCUCCCACACCUUGCAGUGGCCUCUGUCCGGCAACGUGGUACCCAGAGUGCCCAAGGGAUGUCCCUACCUAUUUGGCAGGUCCACCUAGUUCUCCAGAACACCACCAAGCUCCUUGGAGUUCCCUCUGCAAGCUGGGGUGAAGUUUCCACCCUGGCCUGCCCGACACUCAGGCAGGCACUGGCUGCCUGUGAGGAGCAGGCAGAUCGGAGCACCCAGAGGGCCCUGUGUCUCAUCUUGUCCAAAGUGUAUCUCCAGCACAGAUCUCCUGAUGGUGCCAUCCACUAUCUGAGCCAAGCCUUGGGACUAGGGCAGCUGCUGAGUGAGCAGGAAGCCUUUGAGUCUUCCCUCUGCCUGGCAUGGGCCUAUCUCUUAGCCAGCCAGGCAAAGAAGGCUUUGAACAUCCUUGAGCCACUCUUAUACUCCCUGAAGGAGACAGAGAGUGUUACCCAAAAGGGGGUGGUCCAUAACCUCCUGGGACUUGCACUUCAAGGUGAAGGCCGGGUGAACAGGGCAGCCAAGAGCUAUUUCCGGGCCUUGAACAGAGCCCGGGAGAUGGGGGAUGUGCGUAACCAGGCGGUGACUUUGGCCAAUCUUGGCCACCUGACCCUUAAGUCCUGGGCUCAGGGGCCGGCCAGAGACUAUCUCCUGCAGGCCGUCCGACUCUAUUCUGAACUCCAGGCCAGCAUGGAGACAGACAUGGAAUUAGUGCAGGUGCUUCUCUGGUUGGCCCAAGUCCUGGUGGACGGACGCCAGCUGGCCAGUGGCCGCCUCUGUUAUGAAACGGCAUUGCUGUUUGGCUUAAGGCAUCGACACCUAAAAAGUCAGCUUCAGGUCACCAAAUCCCUCUGCCAUUUCUACAGCUCUGUGUCCCCAAACCCUGAGGCAUGUAUCACCUACCACGAGCACUGGCUAACCCUGGCUCAGCAACUCAGGGACCGGGAGAUGGAGGGGAGGCUGCUGGAGUCCCUCGGGCAGCUCUAUCGGAACCUGAACACAGCCAGGUCCCUCAGGAGGUCCCUCACCUGCAUCAAGGAGAGCCUGCGUAUCUUCAUCGACCUGGGGCAGAGAGACAAGGCGGCCGAGGCCUGGCUCGGGGCUGGGCGACUUCACUACCUCAUGCAGGAAGAUGAGCUGGUGGAGCUGUACCUGCAGGCCGCCAUCCAGAAAGCCCUGAGGUCAGAGGAGCCCUCCCUGGCUCUCAAGCUCUACGAAGAGGCAGGUGACGUGUUCUUCAACGGGACCCGCCACAGGCAUCGCGCGGUGGAGUAUUACCGAGCUGGGGCUGUUCCUUUAGCAAGGAGGAUGAAGGCGGUGAGAACCGAGCUCCGGAUUUUCAACAAGCUGACGGAGCUGCAGAUCAGCCUGGAAGGCUAUGAGAAGGCUUUAGAAUUUGCCACCCUGGCGGCCAGACUCAGCACAGUCGCAGGAGAUCAGAGGCAGGAGCUGGUGGCCUUUCACCGUCUGGCUACCGUGUACUAUUCCCUGCACAUGUAUGAGAUGGCUGAGGACUGCUACCUGAAGACUCUGUCCCUCUGUCCACCCUGUCUGCAGAGUCCCCAGGAGGCCUUAUACUACGCCAAGGUGUAUUAUCGACUGGGCCAACUCACCUUCUACCAGCUGAAGGAUGCCCACGAUGCCACUGAGUACUUCGGGCUGGCCCUGGCAGCAGCGGUCCUGCUGGGUGACGAGGAGCUGCAGGACACCAUUAGAAGCAGGCUGGACAGCACCUACCGGAGCCCCCUGUGGCACAGCAGCCCCUCCGGGCGCUCCUCAGAGCGGGCGCGGUGGCUGAGUGGCGGGGGGCUGGCCCUCUGAGGAGAGCUGUCCGGUCUCUGACAAUGCCAUGACCAGAAGCCGCCUCCCUGCCCUGGGCUCCUAGACACUAACCUGGAGGGUCCGAGGCACCACCUGGCCCAGCCCUCUCAUCUUACAGUGGGAGAGCACAGUCCAGAGGGAGCAGGGCUCACUUGGGCCACACAGGGCGUGGAUGAUGGAGCAGGGAUUAGAAGUCCUGGCUUCACGUCUAAAGCCUUUCCUGUGGCCCUUCCACACAUACAGACUCUGAAACACACUUUCUCAACACGCAAUUCUAGAGAAAAUGAGACACCUUGCCCCCGGAAAACCUGUCUCCUUUCCCCGGGGAGGAAAUCAGGCAUGCCCUGGAGAGAAGGCACGCAGACUGGACUUCCUUCCCUUCACUGACUUUGCUCAGGGAAAGACCCCUCCCCUUGCCAGCAGAGAAACUGGUAGUUUCUUUCUUCUCUCUCUUCAGCCAGGACCAAAGCAGGUGCCACUCCUCCUGCUCCUGGGGGCUGGCAGGCGGGAAUUCACCAUGCUCUUAGCUCGAAACACAUGGCCUCA